Phaethon lepturus (White-tailed tropicbird) is the source of this 2034-nucleotide messenger RNA. RefSeq lists its product as uncharacterized. The transcript has 5 exons. Gene Ontology annotation, molecular function: protein kinase A regulatory subunit binding. The coding region runs from base 1 to 2034 and encodes 677 amino acids. Lineage: Eukaryota; Metazoa; Chordata; Aves; Phaethontiformes; Phaethontidae. The record is from RefSeq and is a predicted model, not a curated record. Gene Ontology annotation, cellular component: cytosol.
AUGAAGGUGGUAAAACGGGAGUUGUGUAGGAGUAGGCAUCAAGACAUGGUCCAGGAGCAGGUUCAGGUGGAUGAGAGUCCAGAGGGAGCUCAGCAGCUCUGCUCACCAGUACAGAUGGGGCAAGGAGGAGACCAUCCCUCAGCAGCACAACUGUUGCCCCCUGGUCAGCAAACCCAGGGAAGGGACACUGCCCAUGUGCAGCUACAGAGGCAGACAGCACCAGGGGGCAUAGCCCCAAACAUGGGACUGCAAAUGGACCAGGGCUGGGAGGCCCCGGAGGUGACCGUGCAGGUGCGGCCUCAGAAGCUGAGUCAGGGGUGGGAGUCCCCAGAGGUGACCGUGCAGGUGCGGCCUCAGAAGCCAAGCCCAAGAUGGGAGGCCCCAUCAGUGACCGUGCAGGUGCAGUUACAGCAGCAGGGCCAAGGGCAAGCUCUCCCACAAGUGACCGUCCAGGUACAGCCGCAGGAGCAGCGACAAGGUAUGGCUGGCAUCAAGGUCACUGUGCAACUGCAGCUGAGCCAUGUCCCAGAAGAGGUAACCUGCCCCCAGGAUCAAGGUGAGGAAGUGUUAGGGAAUGGAGAGCAGCUGACCUCAGAACAAAAGCAGGGAGAGCCAAUAGCAAGAUCUGAAGGUGAGAGAGAACUGUCUGUAGUGGAGCUGGUGCCACAGGGGGCUCCAAGCCAAAAGCAGGAUCAAGGAGGAGAGGUGAUAAAACCCCAGCAGGACCAGAGCCAAGAAGAGGAAAAAGCAGAAGUGGUGGAGCUGCAGGUUGGAGACAAAUCAGACCUGGAUGGGGUGGUGACAGAGGAGCAGCUGCAGGACCAGAGCCAAGAGCAGGAACAGCUAGAAGCAGAACUGCCCCCGCUAAAGGAAGGUCAAAGAGCUACAGAGAUGAGGCAGGAGCAAGGUGAUGUCCAAGAAGGGUCCAAGGGGAUGGUGGAAGACCAGAAGGAAGACCUGGGGCAGGAAGUGUCUAAGAAACGUCCACGAGAGACUCCAAAUUAUUUUGUUGCUAUACCAAUAACAGAUGAUCAGGUUUUGGACAAAAUUGAAGAUGUCCAAGAGCUCAUAUUCACUAAAGAGCCUGACCUGUUGAGAGCUUUUCUUCCUGUUCAAACUAUGCAUCUUACUAUAAUAGUAGCUCACCUGGCAACAGAAGAAGAAGUAAAAAAGGCUGUUCUGGCACUGAAGCAAAGCAAGGCUAAAGUGGAAGCCAUCUUACAGGGUAAAGACCAUAUUAUGACAUUUAAUGGGAUUGGACAGUUUAACAAUCAAGUGAUAUAUGUGAAAAUGUCAGAGGAAGACCAGAAAAUUCUGAGCAGAAUUGCAGAAGCUGUGGAAGAAUGCUUUAUUGAAAUGAAUCUUGACAUUUCAGGGAGCAAGGAUUUCAAACCACAUCUUACUUUCCUAAAGCUCUCCAAAGCACCAAGGUUGAAAAGAAGGGGCUUCAGGAAAAUUUAUUCGGAUCUGUAUAAAGAAUACGAAGACAGCUACUUUGGCACAGAGGUCUUCACUCAAAUUGAUCUCUGUGCCAUGCAUAAGAAGAAGCAGGAAUCUGGUUACUAUUAUUGCGAGUGUUCAAUUAACGUGGGCUCCAGCAGUACAGAAGAGAGUAAAGAGCAAGAAAUGCAGACAGAAGAUGUGGGAGAAACAACCAGUGAAGACCUUCCAAAUAGUGCUGCAAAGGCUGAAAUAGAAGCAACUGCUGCAAGCUGUGAGCUUGCCUCAUAUUUAGUAGUAGCUGAUGAUAAGCCAUCUGAAAAUAUUGCUGAGGCUUCAAUUGCAAGUAAAGAAAAAGAAAUUGAUGAGGUGAAGGGACAGCCUGAAGCUACAGAUGGGACUUUUCUUGCAGCUGGAGAGAACUGCUUGAAGUCAGUACUUGGUCUGCUGCCAGAAAGUUCAGAUGCAUUGAAAAGUGUGGAAAAGGAACAAGAAAAAGCAAAGAUAACAGAUGGUAGCCUGCAGAAAACUGAAGCAAUAGAAUAUGCACCUGAUCAGUUCACGAUAAAGCUGUUGCAGUCCUCAGUGAACUGA